Messenger RNA from Nematocida minor, 2523 nucleotides. RefSeq lists its product as uncharacterized. The transcript has a single exon. Bases 1 to 2523 code for a protein of 840 amino acids. Lineage: Eukaryota; Fungi; Microsporidia. The record is from RefSeq and is a predicted model, not a curated record.
AUGACUGGCACACAAAAAACAAGAAUCAGGUUUCCAUGCGAUCUCACAGAGCCCGAGAAAGAGCUGAGGGAAGAUCUGCUUGAGAUAUUUGGGAACGACGAGCUGCAGGCAGAAGAUAUGGUCUACAAGUCCAUAGAAAGGAUCAAAAAAGACGUGCACCUGCUAAAAGAUAUGAUCACUGUGGAAUGUCCAAAAAAAACAGAAAAUAUCACGAACAGCGACAAAAUAGAGAAUCUAUUUACCAUCGAGUGGCUUGUGGAGCGCGACGAUGAAAUACUCCACUUUCUGUGCAUGAUGCAGAACAACAAAAAUCUAUUGGGCCAGCUGAACGCAGAAAACUCUUCAGCGGAGGACAGGAUUGCAGCGUUUUUUGAGGCGGCCGGUGCAAGGAUAACACACUGGGCUGAUGUGGCUUGUGCCAUAAGGCUUAUCAAGCCAAAGAAGUCGUGGAGCGAUUUAAAGCGCGGGCUAAAACACUUUGCCAUGAAAGGAAGCCAGAGUGCCUCUGCAAACAGAGAAGAGAGCGGCGAGCUGGACAAAAACGCCCUGCUGAAUAGAAAUAUACAGAGUGCAUAUAUGGCUCUUCUGUACGAAAUAAUAUUCAUAAGGGACUCCAAUGAGUACUGGUACUCUAAAAGUGUGCUGCAGAAGUACUUUCAUAACAUGUGCAGAAUAGCUGAAAUAAAAGAAGAGUCUAUUGCAGACGCUCCCUUGGAAAGCAUAUUUGAAGAGACAGACACAGAGAUCAACAUUAAGUCCAUCCUGAAGAAGAUGCACAGCGCAUUUAGCUCAGAGAUUGAUAGAAAAAGACACGUUCUGGAAAAAGGCGAGAUGUAUGAGCUAGACCCAAAGAUAGUCAAGCUCUUGGCGUCUUUAAAGAGCGUGCUGGCAAACUGGGAGGGCAUUGUGUGCGCAGAGGCAGCAAUUCGAGAGUUUUUCUUCUGCAAUGACCUGUGGCCUGCAUUCUACCAGCUGGACAAAAGCAAUCCAAAGAGCCUGGAGCUGCUUCAUAGGAAAGUCCUGAAAUACCUAGGCUACCACAUGCAAGACCAUCUGAAUCUGCUGCUAGAUAAUAAUGCAGAGCUGCAGAAGAAUAGCAAUGCCAAGCAGUAUCUUAUGCGGAUAUACUCGAACCUCAGAAAGUUUAUCACGGCUGAGGCUGGCAUAGCUGCCAAAAUAAAAGAUGUGAUGUUUUCGCCGGAGUCUGAGUACAGCUUGGACGAAAAGAGUAUGUGCGCUAUAGAAGAGUACGUGGUUGAAGAGGUGCACAAGCCGUUUGAGGCAAAACCAAAUGACUCCAAGCCAGAGAUAAGUGUGAACAGAAGGGACUCUUUUGUUAUUUCAGACGAGGUGGUGGAUGAGCUUGUUCAGGACCAGUGGGGGUACAGGGUAGAAACAAGCAACAGCCAGCCAUUUAAAGAAAAUGUUAAUGUAUUUGAAAAAGCGCACACUGUCCCGUACAAUCUGCCAGCAUCUGCAGGAGAAGAAUCUGUAGAAGAGAAUGUGGAGUUGGAAGAAAACCAGCCUCAGGACAGCCUGAGUGAAGACUUACAACCAGAUACGCAUCAAGAAAUAGAGGACAAUACUCCAGUGAUUGAGAGUGAUCUUUUAUCUAGCCCAGCCACUAACUAUACUUUGAAAGAAGGUGAUGCUGAAAGCGCUUUCCUACUAGAGAGGCCCGACACAGCAGAAAAGCCUAGCACUCAAGCUACUUACAGUUCAGCAAGCACUGAAAGCUUAAGUUCAGGCUAUACAACGUGCUCAGAGGAAGAUGUAAAUGGCAAAACUGAAUCUCAGAAUACCGCACACGAAGAGAGCAUCAUAAGUAGCAUAAAGGAAGAACAGAAGGAUAUUACCUCACAGACAGAUGCUCUACUUUCCAAAAAGGAGUACCAAGAUUACCAUCACAGUGCAGCUAUCGAUAAAAUAUCCUUUAAAGCUGUCUCUAUGCCAGGCAGUGCUGCUUUCAAUGAUAGUCCGCUGCUGAAUGUCAUUUUCAGUCUGAUUGUUUCUGUGCAGUCUGGGAUAUGCAUGUUCUCAAGCAUGCUGGCAUAUAGGAUGAUUUUUGAGCAUGGAGGCAAUUUAUACAGUCCAAGCAGAAUAAAAAUAUUCUAUGCUACAUUUGCCGUUGGAGUGAUGGGCUUAGUGCUGAGCGGUAUGGUGCAUUUGGCAGUAGCUCUCCACAUAAAUAAGACUAUCAGAAAGCACAGGAUGGCAGUUUCUGUGGGGAUGUAUCUUAUUCUUUUGGCAUGUCUCUUUAUAGGAGUAAAAAUCGCAGAUGCUGUGAAUCCCGUUGAUGUAAACCAGAGCUUUUGCUGCGUAGUAUGCAUUGCUCUGCUAUAUCUACCCUUUGUUGUAUGCGUAGGAGCCUACAUGGACAGGCUUCUAAAUGGCGAGAAGAAAGGAAGUGGCAACGGAAAGAGCACAAAGAAGCUCACUUUCAGUCUGCUCUGUGCUGUAUACUUCCUGUUCCUGUGCUUCUUUACUCUUUAUAAGACAGAAAAAAAUCUAUUGAAGCACUAG